AUGGCCGAUCCCCCCAAGCCUGGUGUCUCUUUUGGCAUUACUGGCAUCCCUGCUGAGAAUGUCGAGCACCGAACCAAAGACAUUCCCUAUGCACCCGGAAUGCCCCUUCGUCGGGAAAUCAGCGCGCUAGCCAAGGCGAAGAAGCCGGAAGACCAGAGGCAAUGGACUCUCUAUGUCCUGGCACUCGAAAGGUUCAAGAAUCUUCCAGUGGAUGACAAGCUAUCCUACUUCCAGGUCGCCGGGAUUCACGCCUAUCCCCAGCUGACCUGGGAUGACGGUGAACCUUCGAAGAAGAGCAGGUUCUACUGCACCCAUGGCGAGUUGACCUUCUCCACCUGGCACAGGAUUUACAUGCUUCUCUUUGAGCAACUCGUCUGGAAGCACAUGAAGGCUAUCAUCGAAGAGUGGAAGCUUGACAAGGCAGACCUGUACGAGGAAAGGAAGGUAUACCCCAAUCCAUUCUAUGGGUUUGACAACCCAGAGAAUGAUGAACAGACUGGGGAUCCCCUGCCUUUUGGAAAGAUGCCAAAGGGCAAGGAGAAGUACAACAUCAGCGACCGUCAAAAACACGAUGGUGAGCCUGUUGCCACCAAACCCGCCUCUAAGGAAGUUCUCCCCUGGUCCCUCACCAACAGCACCGGACGCUGGGGUAUCCAGAUCAAGCCUGGAAAGAUGUACACUGGCCUCGACGGUGUCAACAACUUCAUGACCGCCAACCGAUUCUUUGGAGCAAGUGUCAUCGGGAGAGUAGCGCCCAGAUGGGUGAUUCAGAACCCUGGGAACCUGUCCGACAAACUCAAUCGCAUAUUGACAUCCCGGCGCUUGACGGAAACCGAGCCAGACCCAAAUUACACAUGGGGUCUAUUUGCAUCGAAAAAGUGGACAAAGGAACAUCGCAAACGCUCGAACCUAUUCUCAUCCAUCGAAGCAAUCCACGAUACUGUUCACGGAGUUACUGACGGAACUGAAUUCGAGACGGGCGUGGGACACAUGUCAGAUGUCCCUGUGGCAGUCAUUGAACUGGAAACGCUGCUUGGGUACCGGUACGAUGACCUUGUUCCCCAGCCUGAUGCAGUCAAGGAAGACGGUUAUCUUGACGAGGAGCACUACAAGAUAGACCUUAAGGCAUAUAUCAACAGCACUUAUCCUGGACCUGCACUGGCCAUAAGCAAGAUUAGAGGACCAGGUAUCGAGACCCCCGACGGCCUUUCAGAUAGGAAGGGCGCACCUUUCCCUGACUACGUCAUCAACGUUGUCUAUGACCGCUUCGCAUUGGGAGAGACUUCGUACUCGAUCAAGUUCUGGCUUGGCGGCCCUAGUAACGAACCCCAAACGAACGAGGUGGAAGAAAACUACAUCGGCCAAGUCUUAACUUUCACAGGAAGCUUCUCGAAUACGGGAGGCUGCGAGAACUGCAAGCGUCAGGCCGACCACAUCUUCGACAAGGCCAAGGACCAUCCCAUCGAGAAUCUCACCGACAAGGAGGUUGAAGAGUAUCUCAAACUCCAUCUGGGCUGGACCUACGUCCAGCACGUAGGCCGCAAGCUCAAACCGGAGAAGUUCCCGAAGACCGAAAUCUCUGUAAUGAAGGGCCAAGGAGUUCCCCAAUACACCGAGCCCGAGCAGAAGCUGGAAGCUGAGCUAGUUUCCAUCGCCAGCAUGCCGGUUGCUUCUCUGAACGCCCUGCCAGUCAACCCCGUGGCCAACCUGUCCCAGGCAACAAUCGACGAGCCCAAUUCGCGUGUUCUUCCUCCCGCCUAUUCCAACUACGAGCUCAUCUAUGAUGCUACUGAUGGAAAGACGGGAGGCCUCAGCCGCCCGUCUUGA
This is a messenger RNA of Fusarium vanettenii 77-13-4, 1827 nucleotides long. RefSeq lists its product as uncharacterized. Gene Ontology annotation, molecular function: oxidoreductase activity. The coding region runs from base 1 to 1827 and encodes 608 amino acids. The record is from RefSeq and is a predicted model, not a curated record. The transcript is spliced from 7 exons. NCBI's taxonomy places the organism in Eukaryota, Fungi, Ascomycota, Sordariomycetes, Hypocreales, Nectriaceae.